Molecule: messenger RNA, 7588 nt
Organism: Mesocricetus auratus (golden hamster)
Lineage: Eukaryota; Metazoa; Chordata; Mammalia; Rodentia; Cricetidae
Gene: Rab22a
Product: RAB22A, member RAS oncogene family
Exons: 8
Coding region: 422-1087 (221 amino acids)
Molecular function (GO): GTP binding; GTPase activity
Source: RefSeq, a predicted model, not a curated record
CAGCGGAGAUGGGGCUGAGCCGGAGGGUGGGGCGGCGCUGUGGCUCCGCCCUCCUCCCCGCCCCUCCACUCCGGGCGCCCCGCCUACCCGCCUCGGAGCCGCGAGCCGGCCGCCCCGCCCUCGCGGAGAAGGUGGCUGCCGAAGUGGGCGGGGAGGUCAGGUGACCCUGCCGGCGUCCCAAGAUGGCGGCGGCGGUGGCGCCGGGGAGGCCGAGGCGGCGUCGGGGCUGCUGAGGUGACUCCGCGGGGCAAGCGACGGGUCGGCCGCACCGGAGGGCGGCGGCGGACGUACGGCCGCCUCGCGUGAGCAGCCGGGGCCGGGCGGUGCGGCGGCGGCGGCUCCGGGUGAUGCUGGUGCUGGGCCGGGCCUCUCCCUCCUCAACUUAGGGCGGCGGCGGGCCCGCACCCCCGGUUCCCGGGCCAUGGCGCUGAGGGAGCUCAAAGUGUGCCUGCUGGGGGAUACCGGUGUGGGUAAAUCUAGCAUCGUAUGGCGGUUCGUGGAGGACAGUUUUGAUCCGAACAUCAAUCCAACCAUAGGUACCAAGCUGUUUGUGAAGAUACUCCCUCUGUCUGCUACUUUCAACAGUUUGAGCUGCAGCUUCUCCACUGGGCAAGUCAGGGCAUCUUUCAUGACCAAGACUGUCCAGUACCAAAAUGAGCUACAUAAAUUCCUAAUCUGGGAUACAGCUGGACAAGAACGAUUUCGUGCGUUGGCACCGAUGUACUAUCGAGGGUCAGCAGCAGCCAUCAUCGUUUAUGAUAUCACAAAAGAAGAGACGUUUUCAACGCUGAAGAACUGGGUGAGAGAGCUGCGACAGCACGGCCCCCCUAGCAUUGUUGUCGCCAUUGCAGGGAACAAGUGUGAUCUUACUGACGUCAGAGAAGUCAUGGAGAGAGAUGCUAAGGACUACGCCGAUUCCAUUCAUGCCAUCUUUGUAGAGACCAGCGCAAAAAAUGCGAUAAACAUAAAUGAACUCUUUAUAGAAAUUAGCCGAAGAAUUCCAUCCACAGAUGCCAACCCGCCGUCUGGCGGCAAGGGCUUCAAACUCCGAAGACAGCCGUCGGAGCCAAAGCGAAGCUGCUGCUGACGACGACCCAGGUGGUCCUGGGUGUUGGAGGAGGGCCAGUCCCUGCCACUGGCGGCUGCCUCGUGCCCUGGAGUCUUCUCCAUGCAACAAGGACUCAGGGACUGGCUGUUGCUUCUCUUGGAAGGCUUCAGCAGGGUUUCCUCUGCAGACUUCUGUCGUAGACUCUGCCGGGAAAAGGGACCACAUCAUUGGCUGUUGACCUAGGAUGGAGUUGCUGGUACUUUCGUAAUCAGGAUGCCAUGUGUCAUUUGUGAAGGGGAUGAGCACUUUUGUAGAUCUUAAGGGAAAAGCCUGUGGAGAUGGACAUCUCCUCGGUCCUUGUCUCUAGUGUCAGCGUUGUGUCCUUUAAGAUGUGGAAAGUGAUCUCAAGUGGAGGGAUGGGUGGCCCUGGGACGGUCUCCACCAUCUCUAAAGCACUUUCAUGCACAGUGAAUUAACACCGUGGUGGCAGUGGCCUGGCUCACUUCUGACCCUGAAUGUGUCACCCACACUUUAGUUUUGUCAUUACCUUUCUAAAUAAGCUCUCGUGGUUCAGGUGAUGGUGUAGAGACGCUACCGGUGUGUCUAAAUUCAUGAGGGGCAGUGGUUUGAAAAGAAGAGGGAAAGACAAAGGAAAUGAUUUUAAGUUUUUUGGCCCAGGUAUUUUGAUGGGGGAGAAAAAUGUGCGCUGCCUAGCAUAUGUAAAUUUGUAGUCUAUAUUUAUGAGACCAUUGCUUAAAAAUUAUAAAUUAUGUAAAUACAUUAGUAACUUCUGAGUUCCGUUUAGUUCUCCAUUUAGCUGUGUGCUGGUCCCCAGGAGGUGUUGAAGCGCAUUCACCUUGUGCAGAAGCAUGGAGCGCUGAGCUCACGUGGUAAUAAAGACAUAUGCCCUGACGAGCCUGACCAGUCCUUCCUAGCCUGGGGCAAGUGGGAGCCUGGCCUGUCCAUCAGUCACUCACCUGGCCCUGGCAGUAGUGAGCUCAGACCCACUGUGUUGAGCGUUUCGCUUGCUGGCAGUCGGCUCACCUCUCCUCCUUUGUUUCCUCCUGCCUCUGUUAGUGCUCUGCACUCUUCCCUCAGGAACCUAAUGAGGUUCUUAAUAUAACCUAAAAAUAAAGCCCCCAAGUGAAACUGCUGGAAAUUUGUUCCUGGCCUAAUUUGGCACCCUUCCAGCCCGCGUAUUGUAACGGAAGGAAAUUUACAAGAUUAAAUAGGAAAUGAAACAGCUUGAAUUUCAAGCCAAAUUGUGUUUUCAGAGCUAUCCUUAACUGAAGAGUCAAAACUUUUCAAAACAGUUGUUACUACUUUAUGCCCCUCCCCUACGUGCUUAGAAUGGAGAGGUUUUAAGGGAAGGGCAGCCCCGAUGACACAGCCCUGAGCAAGGCCUUGUAAGUACCUCAGGUGUUCACCCUGACUGACGUCAGACUUGCUGCGCCUUGUAUGGACCCCGUCACCUCAUCCUGAGCCUGCUGCACAGCGUUAGAUUUGCACACAUGAGAAAACCCAGCGAUUUCCCAAGGCUGGGCUCCUUGCACCCACGGUGGCUUGAUGUGACGUGACAUACACCUGCAGGAAGGCAGGGAUCCCGCCUGGCGUGUCUCCAGCAUUCCCAUGCCAGACCUCUGUCUCCAGGACAAAACACACAAAGCUGCUUGGCUCCUGUGGAGUAGGCGGCCCCCGUGAGACCCUUUCUGUCUCAUUCACCAAAAGAUGGUAUACAUUCAUGACCUGAACAGCCCGGUAAAUUGUGGAAGUUGUGGCAUAGUCAAUGGCCACUCUCCUCUCCUCUGUGGCGCAUGGCAGCUUCCCUAGCUAAUCCCCUCUUGUGCCUGUCACAUGUAGGGAACGACUCUGGCCAGAGCUGCAUGUGUUGCCAGUAGGAUGAGCAGCAUGAGCCCUGUGUUCCUGUCUUUCAUGCCCUCUCUGUCACCAGUCUGUCCAGGAAAUGAACGGGGCUGCCCUGCCUGUCGUAUCAUGGGCUGCUUCAUGAUACCAGACUCCAGCCAGGCCCACACCUGUGUUCAUGAGCACAGGGAGAGAGCUCCAUGCAUGCUCUUCUUAUAAAAAGCAUAUUAAUAUGUAGUCAGACACAGUGCUUUAUCUUGACCACGUUUUAGAUUAAACAGGAGUCUAACACACAUUUCUUGCUCUCCUGGUUAUUUCUUAAGAGAAAUAGCCAGACUCCAAAGGCAUUAAGACCUAGCCCUUCCUUAAAAAUCUGUGGUUCCCUAUGAUGCAGGGCCAUUUUUAAAAACUUUGAAGACUGAACAGAAGGGGAAAGAUCUUUAAUUAACUGCCAGUGUGUAUUGAUUUCUUUCAGAGAAAUUGAAAUAAGCUCCUUGCAGGUGUCCAAUCCUAGGAACCACUGGUGUCUCGAUCUCCUCUUUUUCAUAAGUGUUUUUCUGAUUCUGUGAUAACUAAUUAACUAUCAUUUGGUGAUUAAAAGAACAUAAAGUGAGAGUCUGAUUAAGUGUCCUUCACUGUAAACUCUGUGAGAAGUGAUUGGAGAGAAACACCUACUGCAAGCCCUUCUGGUUCCCAGUGAAAUGCCACUGCCUGCUUGUCAGCCCCAGCCAGGACAAGCACUGUGCAUGGCAGCUGAGAGACUUCUUCCUUAAAAAUAGCCUGGGCCCUCGCUCCCCGUUCACGAAGUGCCCGCCUCUUGUCAUUGUGCUCCUGUUCUUGAACGCCUACCCAGGUCAGAGGAUCGAGAUCUUCUUAUGAGGGACAUGGCCACUUGAAGAGGCCAGUGUCCUUGUUGAGAGUCUCUGGAUUUUUAAAUGCAUGACAUAUGAGAGGCGGAGGUGGCAGUGACCUACAUUUAGUUUUAGAAUGUGUCUGUGAGUCUUACAUGUGCUCCUUGUCUCCAGGAGGAGAGUGGGUUUGGGGGCUUUCUAAAUGUCUCAAGAGACACAGCUGAGGGUGUCCUGUCACCUGGCACCCAAGAGGCUCCCAAGCCAGAGGGCCUGCUGCUGUGUUUCAGAGGUGUCAUGCUCGGAUGAGGGGUUCAGUGUGGGGUACCCUGCAAAGCUGAUGGGGUUCAGCUCGGUAUUCCUCACUCACCCUUCCGGAACCCACAGAGACUGUGCCACAGAAGCCCUCAUACUGUGAUCUCUGUACCUGGCCCCUGGACACCCAUAUGUCCGCAAGACCCUCCAGGGGUCAGGAGACAGUCUUCCCCGGGGACAGGUAACUGGGAACCCCGAGCUCUGCCCUCACCUCAGACCAUGCUUCAGAGCAUGGCAGCCGCAUGGGCGGCUUGUACCAGGCUCUUCAGGCUGGUGCUGAUGAGUGCAGGAUGACGGUGGGGAGCUAGCUCUGGAACCCUUGCAAGUCCUGAUCGGUGGGGAGCUCGCUCUGGAACCCUUGCAAGUCCUGAUUGGUGGGGAGCUAGCUCUGGAACCCUUGCAAGUCCUGAUUGGUGGGUAGCUAGCUCUGGAACCCUUGUAAGUCCUGAUUGGUGGGGAGCUCGCUCUGGAACCCUUGCAAGUCCUGAUCGAAAUUGGUUUUGAAACGGACGAGCAGCACAACUUCUGUUAACUGUUUGAUUUCAUCAGUUUUUUAAGGAAGAAAUGGGAUCUACCUUCAAGGCUCAAGCUGUUAACUGUGCCUCCCCUCGGGGGUGGAGCUUCAGUGAUAAAAGGUGAUGGUUUAAGAUAGCCCAUGAGUGAUUUUUUUUAAGUUGGGUCGGUGAGAUCUCUGUAAAGGCGCUUGCUGCCAAGGCUGGUGCCACAAGUUGUCCUCUCUUCUCCACUGGUCCUCGUGCGUAUGCAUACACACACACACACACUCACACACACACACCAAUAAAUGUCAUAAUUUAAAAUAUUCUCAGCAGCCAAUUAUCUAGGAGAUAAGCAGAACGCUGCAAUUUCAGAAAAGGAGGGUCAGGUAGGAUUUAGCCUGAGACUCAGAAGAAUGACCUCAGUGAAUUUCCUGUGACGGCAGAGAGGCUUGUCUCGACUUCCAGGAAUAGAAAACCAGGCAAUUCGAUUAUCUGAUUUGCGAGAAAUGUUAAUGGAAUUCCAGGGCAUUUGUCCUGUUUUAUGUGCAAAUGAAACUCUAAAAAAUAUUAGAAGGGUAUUGCCCUUCUCGGGAGCCUUCCUUCUGCAUCUCAGAAGGUGAUGAGUGAGGGGCCUGCACAGAUGAAGUUCAUUAGGCAUGCUGAGAAGGGUAAAUGAACAGAGCUUGGAAUCGCCGUAUUUCUUAGCUCGUCCUUCAGGGUACUCAGAGCACGGAGGGGUGAUUUACUCUCUGGAGCUAGGACUCCACCACAUAGAUCAAGUUUAAUCUGAUGGUCUGUCCCAUCAGAAAUAACUAAUAUCUGUGUUCUUUCCUCUCAGACGGCAAUCAAUCAGAGGUGUGCUAGAUUAUUUUUGGCUUCAAAACAAAAGGAUUCAGAAGUUUACUAAAGAAAAAAAAGAUCUCAGACCUUCCAUCGAUUCCUUUCAUUAUGUUGAACAUUUUAGAUAGCAAGAUUAGAAUAUAUAAAUAGUAGAUGAUGAGAUUAAAACCAUAAUGUCUAAAAAACUUGGAGAAAAAAUGUUUUAAUUUGCUAUUGAGUUCGUUUUCUGGUGCCCGGUGCCUCAUCAAAAUGUUGCAUAAUUACAACAAGCAAAAACCCGAGUAGGUCUCCACAGACAGGACUUGAGUGCCAAGCUCUGUCUGCCAAUUAAUGGAGAGUCCUAAGACAGUAAUGACUUUUUAGGAGCCUCCUCUAAUUGACAGUUUUCUAGCGUGGGUCUUAAUGUCCUCCUUAAUCGCACAGUAGAAACAGCCUGCUGGUUUCCUCAUGCCACUUCUUGAUUCAGGAACUUUUCAGAGUUGCGAGGCAGGUUGUAUACUGCAGUCCAUUGGAGGAACCAUCUUUACACAGAGCUUACAUUGUCUAGGAGUCCCCAAGGCAGCUACCGCCCAGCCGUGUGCUCUACAAAGCACACACUCCAUGAAGCAGGGUUUCAGUCACUUGCUCAGCCAGGCUGGAGUCUACCCCAUGCUCACCGGCUCCAGACCCUACCCACAAUACUGUUUGUGUUGAAAACUAAACUUUGCAUUGUUUGACCUUCAUCAACACUUGGCAUUUAUACUUUUUUCCCUAUAUUUUUUAUUUAACUUUUUACGCAUGUCACUUUCAGUUCCCUCUCCCUCCCCUCCUCUCCCACCCCCACUCCAUCCCCCCCUCUACUACCCAGGGAGGGCAAGGGCCUCCAUGAGAGAUUUCCAGAGUCCGUUACAUCAUCCUGGGAAUGGCCCAGGUUCUUCCUCAUGUGUCCAGGCUGAGAGAGCAUCCCUCCACGUGGCAUGGGCUCCCAGAGUCCCUCUAUUGGCAUUUAUUCUUAAAUUAUCCUUUUUACCCCUUGAGGAAGCUUGGAAGUGAGGCUGGAACUUUUUUCCUCCCAUCCCUGUUUGAAAUUACUACAUGGUGCCUGAAACUUUCUCAAUUGGACCACGCCCAUGAUAUCAGAGGGACCAGUCAGAUUGGUGGGGGAGGAUGAGUGACAGCUGGGUAUCAGAGCACCUGAUCGUGGCUCUAUUUUUAGACCAUUUGUUGUGUUCUGUAGACAAAGCCUUAUUGCCCUGGGAAGGAUUUUUUUUUUAACGUCCAACUCAGUCUUUCCAUCAUUUUACAUCAUGAGUGACUCACACCAUCAUCAAUCACAGCUCUGACCUUCAGAAAUUACGGCCUGCCUUCUGUAUGAUUGACAACAAAUUCUUGCCUUACUCUCAUUUUCUGUGGGCUCUCCCUCAGUCACCCUGCCCCAGCCACCUCAGCACACAUGACAUGCCCUUCCCUGUGGAGUAAAGAGCCCCCGGGACUCCCAGAAGGGCAGCAUGAAACCCGCAAGGCAAGCACAACUGACUGACAGAAUGUGACCUGUCACAGGUGAUAGGAUGGUGGGCCGACAUACCAGACCUCCACGAAGUUUGGAGGAGAGCACCUGUUAAAGAGUUUAAAGUCCAAACCCUAGACAGAAAAGAAAACUGAAGCCCUUGUACCAGCAGUCCUUUGAGAGAGUGCCAUCCCUUGUCAAGACCCAGCACAAGGAGUAAGUGCCCUGUGCCUUGUUUUAAUAGCCUCUGUAUGAAAAGCGAGUUGUUCCUGCUUUUCCCAAGCCUGGUAACACUCUCAACAGCCUGCACUGGAAGCCAUAGCUUCACAACGCUGUACUGCCUGGUUACCUGGAACACAAUACUGGAACAAGGGUUUGCCAAGCCUGUAUGGAUGCUUGAUGACCGUUUUUGCAGUCUGACCUUGGGCUGGACCUAAGUCUGUAAACUCUAUGGUAUCUGUUUUGUUUAUAAAUGCUGGAAAAAGAAAGCACCUUUUGCUUUUUGUUGUAAGAUUUUUCUUUGGUGUGCUUCUGUUUGCAGGUGGUAAAUCUGGCACACUUUGGGACAGUGUUUCUUCAACUCAACUUCCAUUGUAUGCUUUUAUAGAGUAUGGCAUGCUCCAUCACUAUUAAACUGGUGUCAAGAGAGGUGUAAACAUUUUGUCAAUAAAAUGCUAUGUUUACAGAUGCA